GAGGGGUUUACUGCCACCCAAACUGAUUAACAAUAAAUCAAAGAAAAACAUUGAGAAGAGAACAGUGGCUUUACAGGACUAUAUGGCUAGUGUUGUGGCGAGAUGGGAGGAAUCUCCUCGUCCUCUAUUGGACUUUGUUCAGUAUGAUGAACAUUCUGUUGUGGGAGUGACUAUGUUGUUGACAAAGGCAGUGAUUGAUAAAGGUGAAAGAAUGCUCCGCAGUGAUCAAAUGGUUGAAUUUACACCUCAACAGUUGCAUUGCAUUACUCAAAGACUAACAACUGAGGCACCUACAUAUGACACUAGUAGCAAAAAUCCCGCAUCUGAUAUUGGUCAUCUAUUUGAUUUUGUUCACCAAGUGAAAAAGUUGAAGGUUCAAUCGAUUGCUGGGGAUACUACCAAUGAGGUUGUGGUUGGUGCAAAAGGAGGCUUUAUCUUUGAUCUGUCUAUUUUCAAGUCACUGGAAGUUCUUGCUUUGCAUGAGGUAGAUCCUGCACUUAUUCGGGGAAUUGAAGGCAUUCAGCCACAGCUACGGAAGCUGACAGUUCAUUUUUGUGCAAAUCCUUUGCAGACUGUACUGGUUACCAGUGACUUGUGGAAUAUUAGCAGUGGCAGUGGUUCUUACAUGCCUGACGUUUGUGGCAAUGCUCCAUGUUGGACAAGCUUGAAAUAUGCCAACCUUCGAUGCAAUGAAAUAAAGACAAUAGAUCCAGCUAUUAGACUUCUUGUGAAUGUGGUAACAUUGGAUUUAAGUCAGAAUCUCAUUACUGAAAUUGAGAAUUUGGAUAUUCCUCAGCUGAUGAUCCUGAACUUGUCAAACAACAGAAUUUCGAGCUUGGUUGGAAUUGAGUCAAAGUUGGGAAAUGUAGCUAAUCUCAACCUUUCUCACAAUAGAAUUAAAUCACUUGAUGGAAUUGGUCGUUUGUACUCAGUUUUAAAGCUUGAUGUAAGCAUGAAUGCAAUCUCUGAUCUACAAUCAUUACGCGGUCUUGGCCGGCUGCCUUGCUUGGAGAGUUUAAAGUUGGAAGACAACCCAAUUGCCACGAUGAAGCAGUACAGACAAAUUAUUGUGGGAAUAAUGCAGCUUGAUGUGUUGAAGCAGCUGAAAUUUGAUGGAAUUCAAGUCACAAAGAAAGAGAUGUGUGAUCUGGAAAAAUUUAGAGCUCUUGCAUUGUCUGUUAUUGGGCCUGGUGAGUCAUCAUCUCCAGCACCUACACCUGUCCAGAGUCGAGAGAGUCGUUUAGUGCAAUUGCGAAGUGAUAAUUCAAGAGCAGCCGUGACAACUGUUGUUGAGUCAGUAGAGGGAAAUAGUGAAACAAGUGGGAGCAGAUCAGGUGAGUUGGAAUCUUGCUGCAUUUGUCAGCUUGUGGAACCUACAGAACGCAAAGCAUAAUUCUCUUUAGUCAAUCAGCUUUCUUCUUUUUCACAUUUUUGACAGCAGGAAUACUUACAUUUUUAAU
Corticium candelabrum is the source of this 1460-nucleotide messenger RNA. RefSeq names its product nischarin-like. The coding region runs from base 83 to 1393 and encodes 436 amino acids. Gene Ontology annotation, cellular component: cytoplasm. The transcript is spliced from 12 exons. The record is from RefSeq and is a predicted model, not a curated record. NCBI's taxonomy places the organism in Eukaryota, Metazoa, Porifera, Homoscleromorpha, Homosclerophorida, Plakinidae. Gene Ontology annotation, molecular function: protein binding.